CAAUGACCCAGCUCUGGAAUCUUCUUGGUCUCAUCUUGUCAUUUUAGAAAGAUCCAAGAAGCACUAAGGAACUACGAGGGCAACGAUCGUAGACAAUUUUUGUCCUUUGGCCACUACUAGCUGUAAGCUUGAGAAUUCAGGGGAGAUAGUGUUUGAACAUGGACAUUAUCAGUCAACUUUCGGAUGAUUUGCUCUUGCGAAUAUUGUCAUGUGUUCGGACAAAAGGUGUUGCGGCCACAAGUCUUUUGUCCAAAAGAUGGCGGUCCCUUUGGAUGUUAAUCCCGAAUCUUGAAUACGAUGAUAGCACUCACAUUGGUGACUACAAGUCCUUCUCGCAGUUUGUUUACAGGUCCUUGCUAUCAAAUAAGGCACCCGUUCUAGAAUCUUUGCAUCUGAAUCUUGGCGCUGACUGUCCUGUUAUAGAUAUUGGAUUAUGGAUCGAUAUUGCAGUUAGUCGCCGUGUGCGUGAGUUGGAAAUUUCUAUUUCUUCAUCCGUGAAAGGCUCUGUUAGUGUUAGUUUGCCGAGUAGCCUAUAUUCCUCCGAAACGCUUGAGACCCUGAGACUCAUCAGUUGCGUUCUUUUGGAUGUUCCUGUUCACGUUCGUCUCCCGGCUCUCAAAACUCUGAGCCUUAGGCUUGUUGAUUACAUAGACGACACGGCUCUACCACGUCUUUUAUCCGGUUGUUCAAGACUUGAAGGGUUGCUUGUGGAACGAUAUGAUGGAGACACAACAACGGAUGUCACUGUUGUGAUCCCUUCUUUACAAAGAUUAACUAUGUUGGACCAAAAUUCUGGAACAGCUGGUCGGUUUGUGAUAGAUGCUCCUUGUUUGAAGUAUCUUAACAUUAAAGAUUGUGUGCUUUACAACUUUCGUCAAAUUGAGAAUACGCCUGAGUUGGCUGAGGCACAUGUUGAGAUUACUCAUGGAGCUACUCAGAAGUUUCUGAGUGCUCUUACUUCUGUCAGACGCCUUUCUCUAUGUUUAUCACUUUCAGAGGUUAUGCAUCCUUCUGGUAUGAGUUUCAAUCAGCUUGUUCAUCUGGACUUGUAUACAAUUACUAAAGGUUGGUGGGAUCUACACAUGCUCCAAGAUUCCCCCAGGCUACAAGCUCUCAAACUUAUCGAUAAACAUGAUUCUGGUUGUUCUGCCAAAGAACCCCCAAUUGGUUGGAAGCCGUCGAACUCUGUUCCCAAGUGUUUUUUGUUUAGUCUCGAGGCUUUUGUGUGGAUCGGGUACAAAGGGAGACAAGGUGAUAGAGAGCUGGCAACAUAUGUCUUAAAGAAUGCUGCUUGUCUGAAGACAGCUACUUUCUCUCCAGAAUCUACUAAUGUGGGAGACAAGUAUCAGAUGCUCAAGGAGUUGGCAUCUGUACCUACAGCUUCAAUAUCGUCUCAGCUUCUUUUCGACUGAACAAUUAUCAUACAUUUAGUUCUCUUGGUAUCUUUUCUUAUGGCUGUUUUUAGUUUUUGGUUGGAACUAUUAAGUGGAUUUGGUCUGAAGGUUACAAUCUUUUAUCAGAAGCGCUUAUUGUAGCUUCUGAUGUAGUUCCUCUGCAUAUUUUGCCGUAGUUUAUUAGUAAGCAGAAUAAUGAGGAUUAGAU
Molecule: messenger RNA, 1602 nt
Organism: Eutrema salsugineum
Lineage: Eukaryota; Viridiplantae; Streptophyta; Magnoliopsida; Brassicales; Brassicaceae
Product: F-box/FBD/LRR-repeat protein At4g26340
Molecular function (GO): protein binding
Source: RefSeq, a predicted model, not a curated record